Urocitellus parryii (Arctic ground squirrel) is the source of this 3905-nucleotide messenger RNA. It is a transcript of the gene Pcsk4, whose product is annotated as proprotein convertase subtilisin/kexin type 4. Lineage: Eukaryota; Metazoa; Chordata; Mammalia; Rodentia; Sciuridae. Gene Ontology annotation, cellular component: trans-Golgi network; Golgi membrane. Gene Ontology annotation, biological process: peptide hormone processing. Gene Ontology annotation, molecular function: serine-type endopeptidase activity. The record is from RefSeq and is a predicted model, not a curated record.
UGGGCUGGGCUGGGGCAGAGCGCUGGCCCAGCACGUGCGAGGCCCUGGGUUGGGUCCUCAGCACCACAUAAGAUAAAUGAAAUCAAGGUGUGGUGUCCACCUGCAGCUACAAACUUGAAACAAGACAAGGACACAACGAGGGACACCAAUUAAUUAAAAAGGGGAGGCUGGGCUCGGUGGUGAACACCUGGGUCAGUCUCUGACCAUACGUAAGUAGACCCAGACAUGGACAGUCCRUGGAAAUGGACACUGGAGCCACGUGGCUGCAAGCCAGGGACGCCUGGCACCCCAGAGCUAAGGAUCCUGCUUGGAGCCUCGGGAGGGACGCCCUGAGCCCAGCUGGACCUCCAAAGCUGGCCUCCAGGAUGAGGAAAGGGUCAAUGCCCCUUUUGGUCAUCGUGGCCAAAGAAGACUCCAACGCAACAGCCCCCRACAGGUCUACGCGCCCAAAGGAAACAAGCCCUCAGUCCACCAAAGGACAUUUCUAGAACAUUCCUGGUAGCUGUGGUCACAGUGGCCAAAAGUGAGGCGUGACUCGGGUGACCCUCAGAGUGGAUGAAUGGACAGGCUGAACUAGAGCAGGGACAUGAAAAGCCCAGGGCAGCUGGCCGUCUCCUCACUGUGUCAAGUGCCAGGGGUGCCGGUGGGAACCACAGAGGACAGGGAACGUGGGUCUGCAGGGACGGAGGGAGAGGUGAGACCUGGGGGCUGGUCCCAUGGGGGUGGCCGGUGGCACCCCGUGUUGAAUUAGACAGUGAAGCUCACCACUUCCACCUAGAGGGAUGGCCACCUCCUCACCACCUGUGUGCCUGCCCAGGUGGGCACACCUGGCCGCCCUCUGAGGGGCAGAGCUAGGGCCCUUUUGAGGCCUAGGCUGAGGGGUGCCAAGGGGCUCAGCCCAUCCUCCCAAGUGGUGCCACACCUCAUCUGGAAACCCCCCAGCCACAGAUGAGGACACCUGUGCUCCUGUCCCCAGUGCCCACGUGGACGAGGCUCAACUCACGACGGCCCUGAGCCCUCCGUCCUGGUGAACCUCCCCAGAGAAGCCUAGAGUCCACUCCAGGGCACCGGUCCAGCCACAGGGCUCCUUGCUGCUGGCCGCAUGCCAGGCUGGUCCUGCUGCAGGGCCUGGGACGCUCUGCAGUGUCCACAGGUCUCCCGUCCACUCCGGGGCUGCCGUGGGCCUUUCUGGCUGAGCGCCCACCUAACCGCCUCACACAGCCGCUGCCCCACCCUUCCCUGCUGUCUUCUCCCCGUGACGCGCUUGUCACCUUGGUCCCCUGGCCAAAUUCGCAGGAGCAGGAACAUUUCUUUGGGUCUUUGCUGGCCCCUGGGCUCCUGGGACAGGGCCGAGAUCAGAAGGUGCUCAGGUGUGUUGAGGAGAUGGAUGAAUGCCCAGCCACCAUCCCCACCGAGCCCCCACCGAAUGCGCAGACAGAGGACGUGCGGCUGUGGGUUGGCAGCUCAGAGUCGCCCUGUUCUCUGGAAAACUGUCCUGGUGUGUGGGGCCGMCAGAGCCCUAGCUGGUCACAUGGUAAGGACUGCAGGAGUCCACUGCUGCGCUGGACAGACAGCAGGGUCCCCGGGACACAUGGCCCACCGAGCACUGCAGUCACAGCCUGGAGCACGGUGCAGUGGUUUGAGCAGCAGACGCUGCGGCGGCGUUUCAAGCGCUCCUUUGCGGAGCCCUCGGACCCCUGGUUCUCCAAGCAGUGGUACAUGAAUACCCAGGUGCAGCCGGACCUGAACAUCCUGCAGGUCUGGAGCCAGGGCCUGACAGGGCAGGGGGUGGUGGUCUCCAUCCUGGACGAUGGCAUCGAGAAGGACCACCCGGAUCUCUGGGCCAAUUAUGACCCCCUGGCCAGCUACGACUUCAACGACUAUGACCCGGAUCCCCAGCCUCGCUACACGCCCAGUGAUGAGAACCGGCAUGGGACGCGCUGUGCCGGGGAGGUGGCUGCCAUAGCCAACAACCACUUCUGCGGGGCGGGUGUCGCCUUCAACGCCCGGAUUGGAGGCGUGCGCAUGCUGGACGGCACCAUCACGGACGUCGUGGAGGCCCAGUCGCUGAGCCUGCAGCCUCAGCACAUCCACAUCUACAGCGCCAGCUGGGGCCCCGAGGACGACGGCCGCACGGUGGACGGCCCGGGCAUCCUCACUCGGGAGGCCUUCCGGCUGGGGGUGACCAAGGGCCGCGGCGGGUUGGGCACACUCUUCGUCUGGGCCUCAGGCAAUGGUGGCCUGCACUAUGACAACUGCAACUGCGAUGGCUACACCAACAGCAUCCACACGCUGUCCGUGGGCAGCACCACCAAGCAGGGCCGCGUGCCCUGGUACAGCGAGGCCUGCGCCUCCACGCUCACCACCACCUACAGCAGCGGGGUGGUCACCGACCCGCAGAUCGUCACCACGGAUCUGCACCACCAGUGCACAGACAAGCACACCGGCACCUCCGCCUCGGCCCCGCUGGCCGCAGGCAUGAUCGCCCUGGCUCUGGAGGCCAACCCGUUUCUGAGCUGGAGGGACAUGCAGCACCUGGUGGUCCGCGCGUCCAGGCCGGCGCAGCUGCAGGCCGAAGACUGGAGGGUCAAUGGCGUGGGGCGCCGAGUGAGCCACCACUACGGCUACGGGCUGCUGGACGCUGGGCUACUGGUGGACAUGGCUCGCACCUGGCUGCCCACACAGCCCCAGAAGAAAUGUGCCAUCCUGGUUGUGCAUGUCCCCACCCCCAUCCUGCCCCGGAUGCACGUGAAGAAGGAGGUGUCCGCCUGUGCCGGCCGCCACAACUACAUCCGCUCCCUGGAGCACGUGCAGGUGCAGCUGUCCUUGUCCUACAGCCGCCGUGGGGACCUGGAGAUCUCUCUCACCAGCCCCAUGGGCACCCGCUCCACGCUGGUGGCCAUCAGGCCCCUGGAUGUCAGUGGCCAAGGCUACAACAACUGGAUCUUCAUGUCCACCCACUUCUGGGACGAGGACCCGCAGGGCCUGUGGAUCCUGGGCCUGGAGAACAAGGGCUACUAUUUCAACACCGGGACGCUGUACCGCUACACGCUGCUGCUCUACGGGACAGCUGAGGACAUGAUGGAGCGGCCCUCAGACCCCCAGGUGACCAGCAGCGCGUGUGUGCAGCGGGACACAGAGGGGCUGUGCCAGGAAUGUGACGGCCCUGCCUACAUCCUGGGCCACCUCUGCCUCUCCUACUGCCCGCCCAGGUACUUCAGCAGCACCCAGCCGGCAGUGACCGCAGGGCCUGGGCGCGCCGCUGCGCCUGCCCUCCGCGUGUGCUCCGGCUGCCACGCCUCGUGCUACACCUGCCGGGGCAGCUCUGCGCAUGACUGCACCGCCUGCCCCCCGCCCCACACUCUGGAUGAGCACCAGGGCUCCUGCUCAGCGCCGCCAUCCCCAGCGGCCACCAGCAGCCCUUGGACACCGCCUGCUCCAGCUGUUGCUGCCGCUGCCAGGCCCAAGCCCUGGUAUUGGUCCUGUUGACUGUGGCCUGUGAGCAGAAGUCUCCUCCUCUGCAGCGUCCAAGAGCUGCCCACUGUGGGCUGGGCUCCCGGUGCUGGGGGCCUUGCCCACCACCACCCCAGCUCCAGCUGCUGCUGGAACCUGGGGAUGUCCGUCUUGGAGCACGGAAAGCCACCUCCGCCUGGGCCCAAGUGGGCACUACUGCCCUGCCUCAGAAAGCCUUGGCUGGCCACCCACAGUCACUGGCCAGGGUGUGGGCUGCAUGGAGCCCUGUGGCCUGGACCCAGCAGCUCCGAGUGAGAAAGAGAGAGAGAAGUCUUGGUGCAGGGGUGGGGUGGGAUGAGGUGGGAUGAGCAGAAGUCAGACCACAGCCACGGGUCCAUCCCUGUUGGGUCCAAGCAGCCCCGAGCACCACGUUCGACCUCAGAGUUCGCAAA